Astrephomene gubernaculifera is the source of this 821-nucleotide messenger RNA. NCBI's taxonomy places the organism in Eukaryota, Viridiplantae, Chlorophyta, Chlorophyceae, Chlamydomonadales, Astrephomenaceae. The record is from the annotation of a GenBank genome assembly.
GCAAGAAGACGUUUGACAGGGAACACUGUAGUUUUACCGACUUAACGUCCUAGGAAUAAGAUAGCCAUGGCCCUGACGGGCAAGCUUGCUGGCCAGGUGCCUUGCAUAACAGAGCGGCGUGUAGCUACUCGCAUCGCAUUCCAGGGCAGCCGCUUGGCAGCGCGUGUGGCACCUGUGACCCGCUCCCGUGUUACCAGCCCAAUUGUGUGCCAGGCGGUCGCCGAGUACAAGGGUGACCUGCUCAACAAGUCCUAUUAUCCGACCGGGGCGGACGCUGCGAACGUGAACAAGCGGUGGUAUGUCAUUGAUGCGGAGGGCCAGACGCUGGGUCGUCUGGCCACGCUUGCUGCCACCUACAUCCGGGGCAAGCACCUGCCAACGUACACGCCAUCCAUGGACAUGGGCGCAUACGUGGUGGUAAUUAACGCGGACAAGGUGGCUGUGACGGGCAAGAAGUCCUCUCAGAAGACCUACUUCCGCCACGUCAACGGCCGUCCUGGGUCGUACACCGUGGAGACCUUCACCGAUCUCCAAAAAAGGCUCCCAGAGCGCAUCAUCGAGCGUGCCGUGAAGGGCAUGCUGCCCAAGGGCGCGCUAGGCCGCAACAUCCGGCUGCACCUGAAGGUAUUCCGGGGUGCCAAGCACGACCACGAGGCGCAGAAGCCCCAGGACAUCACGAAGGAGAUCAGCCUCAAGCCUAAGAACGGACCGGGCGCGCAAGUGCUCGCUGCCAAGAAGGCAGCGUAAAUGUACAGCGGCCAAAUAGGCGUGUAAUGUUGCUUAAAUGGAGACUGUGGGGAGCUAGGGUAUAUAUGUCGGAG